AAAAUAUCUUUUUGCUAUUGUUUUAGCAAAAUCGAAUCCGCACAAAGACAGCGCCUCUUGGAGAACUACCCAAGCGACUAUACCGUAUAUAGCAACAAUGCACAUUGUCAUUAUUGCACCUCCGUAUCAUGGCCACUUGACGUCGGGCGCGUCGUUGGGUGGCGCCUUGAAGAAAGCUCGAGGCCACAGUGUGACGUUCGUCGCCAGCGCCAAGGGCCAACGCUAUGCCGAACGCGAGGAAUUGGACUUUGUGGAACUCGUGGGACACGACCAAGCCAUGGAAGAAGGUGACCAACGAUUGGCCAGCCUAUCGGGAAUAGACGCAGUGCGGUGCACGUCGGAAUGUUUGGUGCACUAUGCCACGUUGUUGUUGCGCGAUUUGCCCGGCGUCUUGGAUACACUAGAACAACCGGUGGACGCCAUUUUGCUGGAUGAGAUUCUCUACUUGGCUGCCACUUCGGUAGCCGAGUACAAGAAGAUUCCCUUUGGAGUACACGCCACGACCGUCUCGGUGAGUCACAGCACCGAUGUGCCUCCCUUUACCACUACGUGGGACUAUCGGGACGCUUGGUGGGGACGAUUGCGAGACACGGCGGGUUGGAUGGCAUUGCUGUGGCAGUGUCCCAUUUCUUCUCGGCCUGUCGUCAAUGAAUGGCGUUUGCAACAUGGACUACCGGAAAUUCCGUCGGGGAUGAAGCGAGAUGGAGGAGUCAUUCAAGUGACACAACAACCCUAUUUUUUGGAAUUCCCCAAAAAGCCCGACACUUUGCCUUCCCACUUUUUCUACACGACACCCUGGCAUACCGAUACAACUGCAGAUGUUACCAGUGAAAGCACAGAUGACAAUUCGUCCUUUCCCUUUGAUAAAUUGGAUGCUUCUAAGCCACUCAUUUAUGCUUCUCUGGGGACGGUACAAAACCAAUCCAAACAAGUCUACCAGAAUAUAUGUCAGGCGUGCUUGGAACUCCUCCAGGAACAGCACGAGCUGCAGUUGGUACUGGCACUGGGCAAAAAGGGUGUGGCAGUGGAAGACAUUAUUCCUCCCAUGGCCGACAACGACAAUAAUAAUAUCCUCGUUGUUGAUUUUGCACCCCAACUACAGCUCUUGGACCGUGCCAGCAUGGUGAUCACCCACUGCGGGAUGAAUACCACCUUGGAAACCAUGGCCCGUGGGAUUCCCGCCUUGGCCAUUCCCAUUACCAACGAUCAACCGGGUGUGGCGGCGCGAUGGAGAUCCCUGGGAGCCGUCAUGGUGUUGGAUUCCCCGGCACAAGCUACCACUGUCCGCAUUCAACAAGCCAUUCGGGCACUGCUUCCGGAAGCUUCGACGUAUCGACAAGCCGCCAAGACACUGCAACGACGACUCCAAGAGGAAACGCCCAAUUUGGACGAGACGGCGCACUUGAUUGAAUUGGCAUUUAGUGCCAACCAGGAGGCAAAGGAGAAGAAAGAGGGCGGCAGUGACUACAAUAACGUACCAUUGACGACCAAUGACUCCAGGGCAAAGGAGAUUUUGAAGGGGAAGCAAGUAGAGCCCCCCAAACGAAAGAGAAUAGAAUAGUAAUGGUACCGUUGGAGGCAUCCCCUUUCCGUGAAGAUUGUAUCUGUACUAGCUACAAGAUCAAUCGUUGCUUUGGCUGUUCCCUCUCUUAAUUAAGUUACUGUUCUACCGCACAGCAAUCCUAGCACUAUGCAUAACAACAUAGGCAGCCAUAGAAUAGCAACAGAUCCUAGCUGGUGUGGUGGGGUGAGGGGAGCUCUGUUUCGACAUCUCGUGUCGAUCCCUUUUCAGUUCGGAGUAGAUUGUGUACCACCAACCAAUGGCUGGAUGAUCGACCAUCAUCUCCAGUACGUCAAUGGGUGUCAGCCAAAAUGAGGCAUCCUUCUUGUUUGGAAUCUGAGAGUUGUUGAUUUGGUCGCUUUUGGAGCUACUACCACCACCAAGCGAGGAGGAGAUGCAACCCACAAGGAUGAGGAGCCCUCCUAACAUUCCGAUACGGGACAUGGU
Molecule: messenger RNA, 2008 nt
Organism: Seminavis robusta
Lineage: Eukaryota; Bacillariophyta; Bacillariophyceae; Naviculales; Naviculaceae
Source: the annotation of a GenBank genome assembly